Messenger RNA from Sceloporus undulatus (fence lizard), 3973 nucleotides. RefSeq names its product solute carrier family 25 member 16 (gene SLC25A16). Lineage: Eukaryota; Metazoa; Chordata; Lepidosauria; Squamata; Phrynosomatidae. The record is from RefSeq and is a predicted model, not a curated record. Gene Ontology annotation, cellular component: mitochondrial inner membrane. The transcript is spliced from 9 exons. Bases 221 to 1096 code for a protein of 291 amino acids. Gene Ontology annotation, biological process: transmembrane transport.
CAAAACCUAUAAUCAAAGGACCCAAUGUACCUGCUGCUUUAACAUUUUUUUAGCUUCUUCAGGAUUCAGCUGAGGCAUGGUUUGCCUCGUAAAGAAGAAUCCCUGACUAGAACAGAGAGGCCAAAUGAAGGAGAGAGCACAGUUCUUGUGCCUUGGAUAAUCCUUGUGAGGUACUGUAGAAGGAAAUAAUGUCCAGCAGCAGCUUCUGUUCUACUCAGCUAUGAAAGGUGUUGCAGGAUGUUGUGCCAAAACAACAAUUGCACCAUUGGAUCGGGUAAAGAUUUUAUUGCAAGCUCAUAACCAUCAUUAUAAACAUCUAGGUGUAAUUUCUACAUUAUGUGCUGUACCAAAAAAGGAGGGUUACCUAGGAUUGUAUAAAGGAAAUGGAGCAAUGAUGAUUAGAAUCUUUCCAUACGGUGCAAUUCAGUUUACAUCGUUUGGCCAAUAUAAAAAGAUUAUUAAACAGAAGCUUGGCAUUUCUGGGCAUAUUCAUCGGUUGAUGGCUGGAUCUAUGGCAGGUAUAACUGCAGUAAUUUGUACAUACCCUCUUGACAUGGUGAGAGCACGUUUGGCAUUCCAAGUAAAAGGGGAAGACAAGUACACUGGAAUUAUUCAUGCAUUCAAGACCAUUUACACAAAGGAAGGUGGCAUGCAAGGAUUUUAUCGAGGGCUAACACCAACAGUAGUAGGAAUGGCUCCAUAUGCAGGUUUCUCAUUUUUUACCUUUGGUACCUUAAAGAGUGUGGGACUUGCCCAAGCGCCUGCCCUGCUUGGGAGGCCUUGCUUAGAUAAUCCCGAUGUCUUAGUUUUGAAAACUCAUGUAAAUUUGCUGUGUGGUGGCAUAGCUGGAGCAAUAGCACAGACAAUAUCAUAUCCUCUUGAUGUAACACGAAGACGAAUGCAGUUAGGAGCAAUACUUCCAGAUUCUGAGAAGUGCCUUACAAUGAUACAGACACUGAAGUAUGUUUAUGGAAACCAUGGAAUACGAAGAGGAUUAUAUAGAGGAUUAUCUCUGAAUUACAUUCGGUGUGUUCCUUCACAGGCUGUUGCCUUCACCACUUAUGAACUUAUGAAACAGUUUUUGCACCUCAAUUAAAGACUCUAAAAAUGUAAUUGAAAAAUACUUCAUUUGUUUUCAUAUUGUAUUUAACAGUAAUUUUCAAUUUCAUAUUAUUACUGAGGAAUUAUUAGUAUGUAUAGCAUUUUCUUUAGUAAAAAUAUGAUGUGUAAAUUGGAUAUUGCUCAGUAAGGUUGGAUAAAUUAGUUGUUAUGCAUACAAUGUCUAAAGAGCUUUGAUGGAACUAUAAAUUGAGUAAACUUGUUACAGCUGGUUGCAAGAAGGAAAAUAUUUUAUAGUUGUUGCAAACUUGCAUUUUUGUAUCCUAUUUUUAAGUAUUUCCUUGUUUUUUUAAAAAAUGGAUUUAAGUAUAUGCUUUUCAAAAAGUUGCUUAAAUACCAUAACUAAAAUGUAAUAGAGUUUAUUUGCAGAUGCACAUGGCAAAUCUUUCCACUGGGCUUCAUUAUUACACAAAAUGAGUUUAGGGUGAAAGUAUCAUUCUCUCCUGCACAAACUACUUACUUCAGAGUCCAUUUCUGAAAUACCAUUUUUAGGUUAAUGUUUAAUUUUUAUUUUCAUUUUCUAAUAAGUAGAAUGUAGAGUGUAAUGCUUUAUUUUUGAUACAGACUUCCUUGGCUGGGAUACAAAAUGGUGCAUGCUCAAUGGAAUACUUGACUUCCCCCUCCUUUGAAUAACUGAUUCUUCAUACCUAAUUGGUUUUGAAAUUCCCUUAUGUCUUGGAAUAGUUGUAGUGCAGGAGAGCCUAUGUUAGGUUUUUUGAUAAUGAGAGAGAAAUUUGGUCCUUUUGCGUAACCUACUCUAGCUCCUUUUAGCUCCAUAGGAUGGAGGAGGAGAAAAUGCAUGGUAGCCAUAUGGAGUUAAUUAAAACAAACAAACCAUACAUUAUAGAUCCCUUACAUCAGUGGCGUCCUUAGGUGACACCUGGUUGGGCCUUCCUCCUGCUUCGGGAUGAACGUGCCCUUCCUGACUGCCAUGGCAGAGGAGAAGAGGCAAGCUUGCCCUUUUAGCCACUGCUGCCUUCUCCCUCCCUACCCAGCUGAUACCAGGUAUGGAGAGGGCACUGUCUUACAUCGUUUCCCGUUUGUCCCUACAUUUAAAAAACAUUGCCAUGAAGCAUGGAGAACUGCUUUUCAGGUUAAGUGAAAAGCCUCCUUGCGACUCAGAGAGGUAAUAUCAUUACGCUUGGACACUGGACACUGUGCAAUCCUAUAUAUGCUUUCAGAGGUAAAACUCCCUGAGCAUAGAUUAUAGCCUAAAGUAACUAACCCACUGUAUUUUUGUGUGAUUAAUGCAUUAGGAAAGUAUUUUGAAAAACAAUGAUCCUUAAGUUGUGGUUUGGGUUUUCUUGUAAGUGUCAGUUGAAUUUCUAAAGUGAUAGAAAGCACGAACAAACAAAUAACCAGUAUUGGUCCAAUGUCAGAAGAUAUUAUACCUUCUUAUACUGUGUGCAUGCAUCAUACUACUGAAAGCUGAGGUAAUUCUACAAUGUAUAGUAUCAAUACAUACAAACAUAUACAUGUGUUAGUAAACUGGGUUGUGUCUUUGCCUGAAUUUCAUUUUGGUUAGGUAGAGAUUACAUCUAAUACAAAACUGCAUGUGGACCAGGAUGCAUACUCUUCUGCGAGGAGAAAGAAAAGCUUUUUCUUUUAAAAGGAAAGGACAAUGCCAAAGCACCAGUAUUUUGAAGCAGCUUUAAAUGCAGGGAUCACUAUUAUCCUCUUAUUUGCAGCCUUAACUGUUUUCAAUAGCUGUGUUUCCUAUGCAGCCCUCACAGAACACAGCUUCAUAAUUUUUGUAUGCCUUCUGCUGCAACUUUUCUAGUACCUGUAGUUGGAUACAAAUGGACUGAGAGGCGAUAUGAUCACACUCUUUAAAUACCUCAGUGGCUGCCACAAAGAAGAGGUGCUUGCUUUAUGUUGCCUCAGAGAACAGAACUAGGUCUAAUGGUUUGAAUCUUCCACAGGAUAGUAGAUUUUGAUUGAACUUUAGAAGGAACUUCUUGACUGUGAGAGUGGUUCAGCAAUGGAACCAAUUGCUUAGAGAGGUGGCGAGGUCUCUUCUCUGGAUGUCUUCAAAAAGAGGCUGGACAGUUACCUGCUGAGAAUGCUCUUGGUGGAGAUCCUGCAUUGAGUAUUGGACCUGAUAGUCCAUAGGACCCCUUCCAACUCUACGAUCCUUCUAUCUCUCUUUUUAAAAAUAAAAAUAAAGCUAUCCCAGCUGUGUGAGCUUCACCUCUUCAGCCAGAUUCUGUCUGUAUUACAUGAUGAUAUUCCAAUUACAGUGUUGAUGACAACAUGGGUGCCUCCCCACCUGAUCUGUCCUUUGAGAAACUUAUCCUACCCAUGUUGUUUGAAAUGAUACCCUUGCACACUUUGGCUAGCUUAGCAUUGAUGGGCCUAGAUAGAACAAAACCUCUUUCAUCCCUCGAGUGUACCUUCCUGUUGUAUGUAGCAAGUUGUUCAUUUCAUAGAGUCUACACUGGUAAAUUUCUGAUUUUACUGAACUUGGGUUGUAAAAAUACUUCUCAUAAUCUUACAGUAAAGUGAUGUAAUUUAUUAAUUGUAAAUAUUGUAUAUAGAUGAAAAAACUGGUAACAGUUAUGCUACCCAAAGUAGCUGCUGUAAAAUGGCAAUUGCUUCUGAUCUGCUGUUGGGGCAUAGAAUCUCAACCCUGUGGUCUGACUUUUUAUUUUAUUAAAAUAAAAUGUACGUGUCUUUAUGAUCUGAGAUAAUUACUGGCAGAGAGAUGUAUGUACCUGUUUUAUUUUUUAAAUAUGUUAAAUAAUGUUGUGACGAAGCUUAUCAGCCACUAGAACUGCAUGUUUGGAAUUCACUUUCCUUUCAUUAUUGGUUUUAAGGUUGUUGAUGAAAUGAUAAUAAAAUGACUGCAAUUCUA